GGCCUUGGGCGUGCGUGCGGCAUCCGCCUCGGGAUGGAGGGGACCCAGUCCAGCGGCGAGCGAGCGGGACUACGGGGUGCUGCUCGGUUCUCGUGCCCCCCCGACUUCACCCCGAUGCCCUCAGCCUCAGAGCCCCGUCGUUUCUCCUUGGAGACGCUGACAGGCCCAGACACGGAGCUGUGGCUUAUCCAGGCCCCUGCAGACUUUGCUCCGGACUGCUUCAACGGGCGGCGCGUGCCUCUCGCUGGCUCCCAGACUGUGAAGGGCAAGUUGGCCGGCAAGCGGCAUCGCUAUCGGGUCCUCGGCAGCAGCCCCCAUGCUGGAGAAGCAACCUUGCUGGCACCCUCGGCAGAGGCGGGAGGUGGACUCAUCUGUGCCCCGGCCCCCCAGGGCAGUCUAAGGAUCUUUGAGGGUCUGCAGGAAUCCCUGUCAGGGACCCCUCUGCAGCCCAUUCCAACAAGUCCCCCCCCACGGGUUCCCCCUGGCCUGAAGCCUCGGUUCUGUGCCUUUGGAGGCAGCCCACCAGUCACAAGGCCUGGGUCAGCCUUGGCACCCAACCCAGCGAAAAGGAAGAAGGGGACGCAGAUGCCGGAGGCCCCAGUCUCUCAGGAGGCAGUGAAUGGGUACAGGGCCCUGGAAGUGGACACAGUUUUGGGGCCCCCAGAAAUGGAUGUGGGAGGAAAGAAGAAGAAGAAAAAGCAGCAGCUGAAAGAACCAGAGCGGACAGAGCCCGCGACAACAGAGCCCACAGCUGGGAUGCCGCAGCCUCUGGGAGUGCUGGCCCUGUCCCCCACCAAGAAGAAAAAGAAGAAAUCCAAAGGGGAAGAAACAUUUGAGCCAGAAGAAAAGAAAGUGGAGCUGGAACUCAUUAAAACUGAGCCUCUGGAAGAGACAGUCUUGUCCCCCACCAAGAAGAGAAAGAGGCAAAAAGGGACUGAAGGGACGGAGCCUGUGGAGGGGGUGCUGGGUGAGUCUCAUCCACAGGUGAAAGUGGAACCGCAAGAAGAGGCCAUCCCACUGCCCCCCAUGAAGAAGAGGAAGAAAGAAAAAGUGCAAGAUGCAAUGGCAGAGCCAGGGACAGAGGCCACUGAGCCGGAGCUGACAGAGCUGGAGCUGCUACGUGAAGCUGAGCCUCCUGCCGAGGCAGCUCUGGCACCCGCCAAGAAGAAGAGGAAGAAAGAAAAGCAUCAGAAUGCCCUGACGGAGCCAGGGACAGAGGUGGUGGAACCUGAGUUGCCAGACGACCUGGAGCCUCAGGCAGCUCCGGCAUCCACCAAAAAGAAGAAGAAAGACAGAGGUCAUGGAGAGGCAGAGCCAGGGACUGGGCUGACGGACCCAAGGGAGGCUGCGGAGCCCUGGGCAGCUGCAGGACCCGCCAAGAAGAAGAAGAAGCGGAGUCAGGAGAGCAGGAUGCCAGAGCCGGUGCCCCAAGAGGAGGUGCCAGAGCUGCUGCCGACUCUGGAGUCUGGGGGGGUGGCUCCCACGGGAGGGCGGGAGAAAAAGCGGAAGAAGAAGUCGCAGCAGGACCCUGCAUAGCCUCCUCCAGGGAGA
Carlito syrichta (Philippine tarsier) is the source of this 1551-nucleotide messenger RNA. It is a transcript of the gene POLR1G, whose product is annotated as CD3e molecule associated protein. The record is from RefSeq and is a predicted model, not a curated record. The transcript has 3 exons. The coding region runs from base 34 to 1536 and encodes 500 amino acids. Lineage: Eukaryota; Metazoa; Chordata; Mammalia; Primates; Tarsiidae. Gene Ontology annotation, biological process: transcription by RNA polymerase I.